Messenger RNA from Ophidiomyces ophidiicola, 1590 nucleotides. It is a transcript of the gene SRV2, whose product is annotated as suppressor of rasval19. The coding region runs from base 1 to 1590 and encodes 529 amino acids. Gene Ontology annotation, biological process: regulation of adenylate cyclase activity; cytoskeleton organization. Gene Ontology annotation, cellular component: cytoplasm. Gene Ontology annotation, molecular function: adenylate cyclase binding; actin binding. The transcript is spliced from 4 exons. NCBI's taxonomy places the organism in Eukaryota, Fungi, Ascomycota, Eurotiomycetes, Onygenales, Onygenaceae. The record is from RefSeq and is a predicted model, not a curated record.
AUGGCGUCAAAUACAAGCCACAUGAAUAGCUUUACCACCCUUAUCAAGCGGCUGGAGGCAGCAACAUCCCGGCUUGAAGACAUGGCAUCCGCACUCGAGGUGCCAAGCCCUUCGGCUUCUCCAGCACCAGAGGCCGCAAAGGGCGCCCUAGCUACGCACCAAGCCCCCCCAAGGACUGCUGUUGCAGUACUACCUCCACCUCCGCCACCGGCGGCAGUGAGCUUGCCCAAAUCGAUCGAGGCGUUUGACGAGCUGAUAAACACCAAAGUAAAGCCGUUCGUGGGGAUUGCUCAAAAGAUCGGUGGCGCUGUUGCUCAGCAAGCUCAAGCCGUUCUAGAAGCUUUUGAAGCCGAAAGGAAAUACCUUCUUGUCUCAACCAAAUCCAAAAAACCUGACCCACAACCGCCAGAGCUCUUGACGGAGCUUCACAGAGCAUCCGAUGAGAUAAACAAUAUUCGAGAAAGCAACAGACCCUCGCCGUUAUUCAAUCACCUCAGCGCUAUUUCAGAAGGUGUUAUGUCGAUGGGAUGGUUCUUCGAGAUCAGACCCGCUGAAUUUGUGACAGAUGUCUUGGGCGGUGCUCAAUUCUAUGGUAAUAGAGUCCUGAAUGAAUACAAAGAAAAGGACAAAACCCACGUGGAAUAUAUCCAAGCCUACUAUGUUAUAUUUCGAUCUUUAAUAGCCUAUAUUACGGAAUAUUUCCCCCGGGGUAUAUUAUGGAACAAAGAUGGCGUUGAUGUUAUGGAGGCACUCAAGGAAGUAUCCUCAGAAGCGCCGGUUGCGGAUGGUGCCCCCCCUCCUCCUCCGCCUCCACCAUUACCCAAUCUUGAGCUUUUGGGUGUACCGCCGCCGCCUGGUGGCGCUCCUGUACCCCAGGCUGCCUCGAAUAGUGACAUGUCCGCCGUUUUCGAGCAAUUAAACCAGGGUUCCGCAAUCACCUCCAAUCUCCGCAAAGUCGACAAAUCCGAAAUGACACACAAGAAUCCGAGUCUUCGUGCCAGCUCUUUAGUUUCUGACAAGGCUUCUUCUCAGAUACCUGUGGCUCGUGGCAAGUCUCCUGCACCUAGUAAAAAGCCUAAACCCGAGAGUAUGCGGGCGAAGAAGCCAUCCCGAAAACAACUAGAUGGCAAUAAAUGGUUCAUCGAACAUUUUGAUAACCCUGGCGACGUGAUCGAUAUUUCUGCUUCCCUCACCCAGUCGAUUCUUGUAUCUCGCUGCCACAAAACCAUUGUCAAAGUCAGCAACAAAGCAAAUGCAAUUUCGAUCGAUAACUGCAGUGAAGUGUCAAUCAUCAUCGAUUCAUUGGUCAGCAGCCUGGAAGUCAUCAAGUCCCCCAAAUUUGCACUCCAGAUCGACGGGGUAGUUCCUACCGUGAUGCUUGACCAAGUAGAUAGCGCGACAAUAUAUCUUAGUCAAGCUAGUCUGGGGACAGAUAUACUGACAAGUAAAUGCACCAGUGUGAAUAUCGUCCUACCACCUAAGGGGGGAUCUGAAGAUAUGGAUGAUAAAGAAUGUCCCGUACCAGAGCAAAUCAGAAGUUAUGUAAAGGAUGGGGCUCUUGUCAGUGAAAUUGUGGAGCAUGCUGGAUAG